This is a messenger RNA of Xiphias gladius (swordfish), 330 nucleotides long. Its product is annotated as retinal cone rhodopsin-sensitive cGMP 3',5'-cyclic phosphodiesterase subunit gamma-like. The coding region runs from base 1 to 228 and encodes 75 amino acids. Gene Ontology annotation, biological process: visual perception; positive regulation of epidermal growth factor receptor signaling pathway; positive regulation of G protein-coupled receptor signaling pathway. Gene Ontology annotation, cellular component: photoreceptor outer segment membrane. Gene Ontology annotation, molecular function: 3',5'-cyclic-nucleotide phosphodiesterase activity; cGMP binding. The transcript is spliced from 2 exons. Lineage: Eukaryota; Metazoa; Chordata; Actinopteri; Istiophoriformes; Xiphiidae. The record is from RefSeq and is a predicted model, not a curated record.
AUGGCAGACACAGCUGUUGCAGCUCCCGCUGACAAGAAGGCACCUCCCAAGUUCAAGCAGAGGGCCGCUCGCACCUUCAAGAGCAAGGCCCCUAAACCAGGCCAGAAGGGAUUCGGAGACGACAUCCCUGGCAUGGAGGGUCUUGGCACAGACAUCACAGUGGUUUGCCCAUGGGAAGCAUUUGGGGACAUGGAGCUCAGCGACCUGGCGAAAUAUGGAAUUGUCUAGAAGUCCUCCCAUGUCUUUCCCACAACUAUUUUACCUCCCCACACUGAUUUUCCAUCGCCCAGUCUUACUCCCGCUCUCGGUCGCCCUGUUCUCCUUCACCUC